AAUCGAUUCGUCUGACUCGCUUCAAAGAAUCAUUCGAUGAAGGAACCGAUUCGUUCAACACUCGUCCGUCACACUAGUGCGCGUGAAGCAGAGGGAGGGAAGAAGGAGAGAUAUUUUCCUCCUGUGCAGCAGAAUAUCUAUCUAUUUAUUUAUUAUUUUUUGCCAAACCUAGCGUCUUCUAGUGCCCUGUGGCAGGGACGAACCGAGCAUGAUGUCAUGGAGCAGCCGAGAACGCUUCACUCUGGUUGUUUGGUGACGGGGGUCCGUACUCCACCCAUCCGCCGCAACAGCAAGCUGGCCAGCCUUGGGCGCAUCUUCAAACCCUGGAAGUGGAGGAAAAAGAAAAAUGAGAAGUUGAGGCAAGGCUCAGCGGGCUUGGAAAGGAAAGUUUCAGGACGGCAGAGCCGCGGUGAACUGGUGAGGAAGAACGAAGCAGAGAUGGGCACAGGUUCUGGCCUGGCAUGUGGGGGCAACUCAGAAGAACCAGAGAUGUCGACUCAGGAAUAUUCAGACUGCGAGGAGAGAGAGGAAGAGGCCAUGGCACCGCUGGCCAGCAACACAGAGGACCUGGGGUCAGAUGAGGACAAUCCUUCCUCAGUACAAGAUGCCACAGAAUACACUGAGACAGCGGAGGAGAACAGCCACAACGAAGAGGAGGAGGAAGAAGAAGAGGAGGAAGAGGUUUCAGCGCCUGUACCAUCUAUCAACGACAGCGUUCCUCUUGUGGAGCUUGCCCGCAGUGUGGAGGAGUUGAAAGCACAGCCAGCGCUAAGAGAAGUGCGCACUCCUCCUCCCAGAGUGCCAGCAAAGCUCCUGCCCAGACUGGGGAGUCUGGACAGUUCACACCCGACACACCAGACACGUCCGGCUCCAGCCACCCUUCCCAGGAACUUCACUCUUCCCAAAGACACACUGAGGGGCCGGAUAUCCACCCCUACAGGCUCACCACACCUGGGCAACAUGCAUCUGCUGUUGCCCCCUACCUGCAUCAUCGAGGAACUGCACCGAGCACUUGCCACCAAACACCAGCAGGACAGUUUUAAUAGUAAAGAGGUGCGCUGUUCGCCGAAGCGCCGCUCGGAUGGUCACGUGUCUCGCACCUCCAGCAUGGAGAGUGAGCAACAGGGAGGAGAGGUGGGGAGCAAGAAGGAAGCGGAGGAAAAUAAAGAGAACAUGGGUCUGGACGAGUACUACAGCGAUCAGGACAGCUGGAACGAAUCUGUGAUCUCGGGGACACUACCACGGCGGAUAAGGAAAGAGCUGCUGGCAGUAAAGCUGCGUAACCGACCCAGCAAACAGGAGCUGGAGGACAGGAACAUCUUCCCGAUGCGCAGUGACCAGGAGCGUCAGGAGAUCCGGCAGCAGAUAGAAAUGAAACUGGCCAAAGAUCGUGAGUACGAACCCCAGCCAUGCCACAGGCAUCAAUAUCCGGGAACCCAAGAUAGCAAAAUUUACUGUGGUGUACUGUCUCUCCACUGUCAAUCACAGCAACACUAGCCGGUAAUGGCCGUCUGUGAGCUCAUGUAUGCGGAAGAGGGCGGAUAGCACUUUCCUCCUAGUGCAGGGGUGUCCAAUCUUAUCCGGAAAGAGCCGGUGUGGCUGAGUUAUUUAUUCCAACCAAGCGGAAGCCUCACCUGAGUCUACUGAAAGCCAAGCUCAACUGAUUAAACAGGUGGAAUCAGGUGUAGCUUCUGCUUAAUUGGAAUGAAAACUGCCCCCCACCAGUCUAAAGAUUGGACACCCCCAUCCUAGUGUUUUAUUCUGACCUGUGAUGCAGCAUGAGCAACAGUUUGAAAAGAAGCAGUUGGCUGGCUUCGGGUUUCUCAGAGGACGCACGUGUUCGCCUUCGCCCUCUCCAGCUGGUAGCUGUCGCAUGAUAGGGGAAAGCUGGCUGCAGGGUGGGAUUUGGACAAAGCCAUACUGCGGAGAAAGUAACUAAUGAUAAAAAGUGACGCGAAACCGUUCUGUAUUCUGGAAUCUUGAUAUAGUGGGAAUGUUGAAAAUGUUUACCUUAAAACUAAAAGCACUACUUGAUGUCUGAUUUAGGGUCAGGGGUUUACUCUGUGUCAUGUUAUGACAGGUGCAACUGGAGCUCAGGCCCUGUAGAGGCUCACUGCAGGCCUACUCUGAUCCAUUCCACCCUAUCUCUCUAUCUCUCUCUCACGCACAUACAUUAACACACACACACAUUAACACAACAGCUCCCAUGCAGCUUACACAACCAGUAGCCCAGCAAUCAAUUCAGAACAGAGUGGCUCGGGCGAAUUUGUUACUAGGACACGAGGACUGGUGUUGUGAGGAUUCUGAGCACUUCAGGUCUCAGCCGGUCUGAAACAGGAACACACAUCGUGACAGCAAACUGUCAUCAUGAAGCUACGUCAGAGGUCUCAUGUCAUGGAACACCAGAGCAUAAAAAUAGCAUAUGGUGUUAUAAACAGUCUCAGAAUAGUAACACAUUUAAUUAGUGCAAGGUGUCUGAUACGCAGGGGGGUCGUUAUGGCGGUGUGAGGCGAACGAGCUAACCACUAAGCCACCAUGCGCCCCCACUAUAUAUAUACACACAUACACACACACAUACAUACACAUAUAAUCAUUGAAGAAAUACUUCAGCAUUUUUCAAACUAAUACAUAUUGGGUCUGAGGUGUAUACGUGAUUAGCGCAGACAAGAAUUUCGACACACUUCCUUGACCUGAGAAAAACCCCCCCAGAGAAACAUUUUACUCCAAACUCACUUAUAAUAGAAGUCUAAGGGCAGUCAUUGAACUCAGUUAACUUUAUGUGACUUUAUCCAAAACACAAAUCAAACACUACAACGCUUCCACUAUAACAAUAAAACUUUUGAGACAGACAGGAGAGAAAUUCAUAUCAAAGUUUCAUCCAACUUUCCAAUUUUUUAAAAAUUUUGCUUACAGUUUUUUUCCAUGCACCAUCAUUCAGUAAGUUUACAUGGACAACAAUAAUCCGAUAUUAACCUGAUUAAGACAAUACUCUGAUUAAGAUACGAUCAUGUAAACAGCGAUUAUUGACGACCUUAAUCCGGCUAAAGUUAUACUCGAAGUAAACACAAAUCGAAUUAAGACAUGUGGAGUAUUCCUGUUUUAGUCACAUUAUUGAUGUGCGUUAUAGACAUGUACACAACUUAAUCACAAGUUGAUUAUUUUUCCACGAACAGCAUGUCCCGAAUUGUUUAAUUCCUCAGCAGAGCAAUUUGCCAAUGAUUACAAUAUUUAUUAAUUAAUGAAAUCUUUUAAUAGUUCUUCCCUUGUUGAGAAAUUUCCAUGACACAGGUUGUCUUUAUCAUGUCCUAUAAGAGCGCAGUCAUAAAAUUUUUCAAGGGGCAGAUGGGCGUUCCUUUGAGUCUUUAUGUGGACUCCAAGACACACCCACUGGUCUGCUGGCAGACCCUGCUCAAUCAGAGUUUUAUUUUUAAACACCUGUUAUACUAGAGCUCCAUAACAUAUGAUAGAAAUUGAAUACAAAAUAUGUCUUUUACAUACAUAUUUAUUGACAGAACUCAGAGCAGGGAAAUGUGUUGAUAUUCCAAGUCCCUGGGAAUCACACAUACACUACAGAUCUGGCAGAUAAAGGUUAUGUAAAAAAACAACAACAGCAGAAUAUUCCUUUAAGGAUACACAAUUGGUGAUGUUUUUUGGCAUUCAUAGCAGUGGACAGUUAAAAAUCAAUGCUGAAAGUGUGUCACGCUCGAAUGUUAUGUCAGAAUGAGCCAUCAGGCAGAGGCAGAGGAAUGGGGGAAGACCCUACACUGAGUCAUCCAGCUUAGACCUGCUGCAUAAGUGGAGCCUAGUGUACCGUGUGUGUGUGUGUGUGUGUGUGUGUGUGUGUGUGUGUGUGUGUGUGUGUGUGAGUGUGUGUGUGAGUGCUACAUGCAGUGGAUAAACACAGGUGCUGUUCAACUGGGUCCGACAGCCAGCAGGAGGUUGGAUACAAGUUGUCUUCAAGUUGUUUUUAAGUCAGACUUGUCAGUAGGAAGAUAAAUGAUGUGGUUGAACAGACAGUUUUUGUUUUUGCUUGGAUUCUGUUUUAAAUGCUUUGUAGCAUUAAUAACAUAAAAUCCAUCCAUCCAUUUUCCAUACCGCUUAUCCUAGACAGGGUCUAGCCUGGAGCCUAUCCCUGGGAACUCAGGGCACAAGGCAGGGGAAACCCUGGAUGGGGUUCCAAGCCAUUGCAGGGCACAAUCACACACUUACACACUACAGACAAUUUUGGAAAUGCCAAUAAGCCUACAAUGCUUGUCUUUGGACUGGGGAAGGAAACCUGGAGGA
This is a messenger RNA of Ictalurus furcatus (blue catfish), 4284 nucleotides long. RefSeq names its product phosphatase and actin regulator 3b (gene phactr3b). The record is from RefSeq and is a predicted model, not a curated record. Bases 37 to 1497 code for a protein of 486 amino acids. The transcript is spliced from 9 exons. NCBI's taxonomy places the organism in Eukaryota, Metazoa, Chordata, Actinopteri, Siluriformes, Ictaluridae. Gene Ontology annotation, biological process: actin cytoskeleton organization. Gene Ontology annotation, molecular function: actin binding.